AUGGAAUCAAGCGACAAUAAAAAGUUCUCUGUGGCAGAAGACGAGACUGGGAAAGGCUGCACAUUUGCAUUCACAGGAGAAGGCCACACAAUAGGAAACGCCCUGCGAUAUCUUCUAAUUAAAAACCAAGAUGUCGAGUUCUGUGGCUACAGUGUUCCUCAUCCAGCAGAACCUGUAAUGAAUAUCCGUCUUCAAACCUACAAAAACCCUCCAUUAGAAACCCUAGAAGCUUCCCUUAACCAGUUAACCUCCGUGUGUGAUUUACUUCUAUCUAAGCUUGACAGCAAAAAUAUCUAA
This is a messenger RNA of Blepharisma stoltei, 297 nucleotides long. Lineage: Eukaryota; Ciliophora; Heterotrichea; Heterotrichida; Blepharismidae. The record is from the annotation of a GenBank genome assembly.